CUGACAGAGGAACAGAAUUUUGCAAUGAUCUAAAUGACAAGUUAUGCCGCCAACUUUCGAUCGAGAGACGGGUAACAACUGCCUACCAUCCCCAAACAAAUGGAUUGACAGAACGUUUUAAUCAAACUCUGUGCCAUGCAAUUGUGAAGUAUGUCAACAACACACAGGAUGACUGGGAUACAUAUCUACAGCAAAUAGCGUUUGCCACAAGGACUUGUGUCCAAGCUUCUACAAAGGAAACCCCAUUCCAACUAACCUAUGGCAGGAAAGCAGUCCUCCCAUUACAACUGGACAUACCAACAACUUUACCAUCAGAACCAGCCCUUAAUGAGGAGGAUUAUCAAGACCUCAUUAAUGACAGAGCUGCCUCCUUUGCCGAACUUAUGAGCCUUCAGAACAUCGCAAAAGAACGGAUAAAGGAAGCUCAAGUCAAACAGAAAGAACAUUAUGAUAGGAAAAACAGUGGGAAAGAGCAUGCAGUUGGAGACAGCGUCCUCAUCCGCAACAAGAAACGGAUAAAUAGGAAAGGGGAUAAGCUCCAUUCCAAAUGAGUAGGACCGUUUACUGUUUCACUCAACUUAGGGAAAGGUGUCUACAAGGUAGAGGGAAGAAAAGCGAAAGUGAACAUCAAAGAUAUGAAAUUAUACCGACGCCCAACGAAAACCCAACAAAAGACUCCUGGAGAUUCCAGUGAUGAGCCAAAAGCAGCAAUCACAAAACCAAAGACAAAGACAGAAACAAAAAAGAAUGCCAGCCACCAGAUUCCCAGACAAACAACAAAGACACUUAAGCUCCUACCGUCAAGAAAGAAAAAGACCAUCAAAUCUAAGAAAAAGGAUAAUUUGCCAACUGCUGUACAGGCCAGGAUAGAUGACCAUGUGAGGAAAAUGGACAGCAAUAUGAAGAGGAAGAUUUUCAGUAUAUGCAGCAAUACAACCAUACAACAGCCAACCAACCCAACAAAUGCUGUAAUAGGGAGUUCGCCGACACUAUCAAUUAUCAUGGAAGCUGACAGAAGAUUUGGAAAUGAUGUGGAAAUUUGCACCAACGAAUUUCUUUCAUGGUACAUGACAGCAGGGCUCGAAGUUCAACUGGUUGAUACAGUGGAUGCUUUCAUGUUGGCUUCAUCCCUUGUUACCACGUCAUUCCAUGACAGCGUCUCGAUAGAAGACAUCUUGAAGACAAUACAGAAUGUGCCAACGUCAUCAAUGAGUGCUGAUUCACCAUGCAAGAUCCUCAAGACAACAACAAAGAUGACAAUCGGGAGCACAACUAUUGAUAGAAAGGAUCUCUACACACUUUAUCCUGAUAAGUGGCUGAAUGACCAGGUUAUCCAUGCCUACCUAGGACUUCUGAAGGCUGAACACAAUGAUGUCAACCAGAUGGGAUGUUAUGUUCUCCCUUGUUUCUUGGCAAGCAAGUGGGAAGCAGCCCUGGACAUAUAGUGCAUGGCUGUAUCCAAAGGUACCAUUGGAGUCAUACCAAACAGUAUUCCUGCCUGUUUGUUACCAACACCACUGGUUUCUUCCGGUUGCCUCCAUGGAGACUGCUUCUAUUUCUGUGCUUGACUCCCUCCCUGAUGUAGGAAGAACACAGAAAUUCUGCGAACACUGGAGGCACUUCAUGGCAGCCAGAGGAGACGGGAGGACAUGGCAGACUGGGGACAACACUUCCAACAAACAGAUGGAUGGAAACGCAUGUGGUGUAUUUGUCUUAAUGAAUGCAGAAGCAAUCAUCAAGAAGACCUCAACAAAAGUCAUGAGGCACUGCCAUGUCGGUUACUUCAGGAAGUAUGUGAUAAAGAGACUUUUACAGGAUCCGUCAAGAGCCAAUGAUGCUGCCUGUGAUUUACCUUUUUGUGCAAACACCGACAGACAUCUUCGGAGAAACCAGUGUGAUAGAUGUGACAAGUGGGCUCACCCCAAGUGUUUGGGACUUCAUCAAGACAAGACAAGGUCACCUUGUGUGUUUUGUUAAAACAAUCGUUGUAUCCACCUAUUUCUGGCAGUUUACCCUUUUCCAGUUUUAUAGUACUAGGGAGAAUCUGCUCAGAAAAAUUCCUCUACAAAGUUGAAUAUUUGGGCUUAAUAGUCCCCUACCGGUGAAACCUGGGGAACUAUAGGUUUUGCCUGCGUCCGUCCGUCUGUCUGUUUGGUUGAAGUUUUAUAAUGGCACACCAUUCACUUAAUAAUGGUAUUAGGAUGCUGAUUCUUUGCAAAAAGUUUCUUUGGGUGUGUGUCAUUACUUCUGUAUGGUUAAAACUGAAAAAAUACUUUCAUUUUUUGAAAUUUCUGGCAUAAUAUGCACUUUUUUCUCUGUAUAAAAGUUUUGGUUAAAGUUUU
Messenger RNA from Pecten maximus, 2342 nucleotides. RefSeq lists its product as uncharacterized. The transcript has 5 exons. NCBI's taxonomy places the organism in Eukaryota, Metazoa, Mollusca, Bivalvia, Pectinida, Pectinidae. The record is from RefSeq and is a predicted model, not a curated record. The coding region runs from base 636 to 1445 and encodes 269 amino acids.